Clupea harengus (Atlantic herring) is the source of this 3344-nucleotide messenger RNA. It is a transcript of the gene camkmt, whose product is annotated as calmodulin-lysine N-methyltransferase. Lineage: Eukaryota; Metazoa; Chordata; Actinopteri; Clupeiformes; Clupeidae. Gene Ontology annotation, molecular function: calmodulin-lysine N-methyltransferase activity. Gene Ontology annotation, cellular component: cytoplasm. The record is from RefSeq and is a predicted model, not a curated record.
UGUUAGUACGGCUCGUUCGAUAGUGCUGCAUAUGAAUUGCUCUUCUGGCGUCUCAUUUCACAGGAAGUGUACGGAAGUGUCACCUGGCAUGCUGCAAAGCGGCAUUAGAGAUCAGGGAUUGUGUUACCGGCGGGCUGCUGAGAAUGAUCAAACCGUACAAGAACUGAUUUAGUUUUGAAAAUCAACCACAAAUCACUGUGACAUUGGUUCAUCAUCUUCAGUUACUGUAAAUCCCUUCAAGAAAAGCUAGGGUUAAGACGAUGGAGCCAGAACAGACUGACAAUCGGGUUGUUAACGGUGUAACCUCAGACAAAUCAGCUAUUGCCGCAAAUGUCAGGCAAUCAAGCGACGACGGAACCGAACAACAGCCGACCCGAGGGACAGAUGUGGCCCGGGCUCGGUGGACCAUUCUUCGGCAGGUGCUGAAACAGAAGCAAGUGGACAGUGGGAAGGUGCCGCAGGUGUCCGUGCGAAGGUUCUCCUCUUUCAGCUUGUUCUCCAGGAGCAGGGUCAUGACCCCCGACCCUGAUGACCCCUCCGAGGGACAGUGGGUCGAGUACCGAAGUGCCUCCUCUCCUCAGUACAGUGCCUUCCUCAGAGACAACCUCGGACCUAUCAGAGUAACUGAGGUGCUCAACAGCUUUGACAACACCGGAAAUGUCUGUGUUUGGCCAUCAGAGGAAGUGAUGGCCCACUACUGCCUAAAGAAGCGACAUAUGUUCAGGGGUCUUUCUGUUUGUGAGCUGGGUGGAGGGAUGACAUGUCUUGCUGGGCUUAUGAUUGCGGUUUGUGCUGACGCCAGAGAAGUCAUCCUAUCAGAUGGAAACGAGAAGGCCAUUCAGAACGUGCGCAGCGUGAUCGAGAGGAAUCGACGAGCGGGACUCUUCACCUGCACUGACGUCUCCAGCCGGGUGGUACGAUGGGAUAGUGAGAGUGAUGUGUCUGCGCUGGAGAGCUGCUUCGAUGUGGUGAUGUGUGCUGACUGCCUGUUUCUAGACCAGUACAGAGGGAGCUUAGUAGAUGCUGUGAGAAGAUUGCUACGACCCAACGGUACAGCACUAGUGUUUGCCCCUCCACGUGGUGAGACGUUGGCCCAGUUCCGAGGCCUGGCAGAGAGGGCUGGGUUUCAGGUGCGCCAGUACCUCAACUACGACCAGGAGGUGUGGGACGUCCACAUCGGGAUGCAGAGAGAAGGAAAGGACUCGUACGACGAGAACAUCCACUACCCCCACCUCCUCACGCUCACUCAGGGGUGCGACCAGACCCCUCUACUCUGAGGUUCGGGGGCAUGGCUUUCACCUCGUGCCACCCCCUGCCCACCGAACCACCACCGCCACCAUGCCACCAUCUCCACCUCCACGCCAGCUGUGCCACUUUGCCCAGGAUCGGGGGGUUUGCUCACCUUGCUCACAGAUUGCUUCUACUUUGAAAAGUUCACCUCACCUGCAGUAAAUGCUAUUGCGGUGGCACAGAUACCUGGGUCAAAUUAUUUAUAUUUUGUUUGUUUUAAGAUUAACUGUUCGGUGACACUUUAUUUUCAUAGCCAAUUUGAGCCCAGCACUACAUGUUAGUCCAUAGUGCAUCAUCUAUAAACUAGGAAAUAGCUCUCAAAUUCUCUCCUAGCUGCCAGGUGGUAAUCCUAACCCUAACCCUAAUCUCAAGCCAAACCUGAUCUUCACCUCAUACCUCCCACAAACACAAACUCAAACCCUAGCCUAAACCUUGGCUAGUGUCUUACCCAAACCCUGACCUAAGCCUAAGUCCUCACUGUCAAUAAUAACAAAAAAGUACGGCUAUUGAAAUAAAGUGGGACCAGGUUUACAGAGAGUUUGAGAGAGUAAAAAAAACGAAACGUCAGCCACCUUACGUUUCAUAGUUUAUCGUUAGGCUUUAUCAGUGAAACGUAAGGGGGCUGUUUUGUGAAUGGGCUUUAUCAGUGAAACUCAAGGGGGCUGUAUUGUGAAUGGGUUGUGAGGAGUUAAACUGGGCAGGGACUGAAAAAGCAGGAGAGAUCCACCCACUGUUGGAGCUGUGGUGGAUCUGUGCUCUCCAGUGCCACUACAUUUGGGGUGUCACACUUAAUCUGUGUGUGUGUGUGUGUGUGUGUGUGUGUGUGUGUGUGUGUGUGUGUGUGUGUGUGUGUGUACGUUUGUACGUGUGUGUGUGAACGUACGUGUGUGUGUUUGUGAAGGUACGUGUGUGUGUGUGUGUAGUUUUUUUAGAGGGCUUUGGCUGGGCACUGUGUACCUCAGAGUUUUGAUUGAUUCUGUUUAGACCAGAUCCAUUUUCUGUCACUGUGUCAAUGUGUCUGCUUCUCUCUGUCGGUGACAUCUGCCCUGUUACUAUGCAGUGAAGGGGAUGUUCAAAAUAAUGUGCGAUGUGCUAAACCAAAGGGUUGCAGAGUUUCUCCCUUCCACCACCGACCUGUUUACAUACAUACACACACACACACACACACACACACACACACACACACACACACACACACACACACACCCACACCCACACCCACACACUCACCCACCAAACCUAACAGGAUAUUUUCAGAGAUAAGCUCUCUUCUCGCUGAAGCAACCAGACUUCAGUUCCUGGUGUUAUGGGUGAGGCGCUGAUUCUGUGUUUCACUGUGACCCAGGAACCACUCACACACUUGGUAAAAGUCAGCAGCAGACAGCUGGGUUUGUUUUUGUUUCAAGAAAGAGCCAAAAGUGUGAAGGAGCACAGCCCACGUUACACACGGCUGAAGCGCUGCUGCACUGGUGUGUGUGUGUGUGAGUGGACGUCUAUGGCCUGAACCAGUCUCCACUGUUUAUAGCAUUGUGUUUGAAUGCACAUCGGUUUGCUCUCCUCACUGAUCACCCAGAGCACAUAGUAAACAAGUUUCAGUGUUUGCAGACAGGUGAAUUAAAUCAUCAUGCAGGAUUACGGAUAUUUACCAUUACAGAUAUAUAUAUAUAUAUCCACGCGCACAUAGCUGGAAUACCUCAAGUGAUGAUAAUAAUAAUAUGUUGUUGAUGCUCUCUCUCUCUUUCUCUCUCUCUCUCUCUUUCUCUCGCUCUGUCGCUCUCUCUCUGGUGUGCACCCCAUGUUUGAUUAACCCUUUGAAGACCUUGGUCACUGUUUGCGUCCAGCAGCACCUCACGGGCUCAUAUCAGUGUUACAGCUGCUUACGGUGCCUACAUAGGGCUGUGGCUGCGGCACCUCACGCACUGUGUGUUGGACUGAUUACCUUAGAUUUCCUUUUUUUUAUUUGACGCUUUAAAAAUGUCGAUUUCCUGAAAAUGGUUGUUUUAAAGUGAUGCAUCAGGUGGUUGUUAAGACUGUGAAAUAAAGUGCUAUUUGAA